AAUCAGCAGCUGAUUGUUCAGCUGUUUUCUUCCUUUUCCCCCGAUUCUCGUUUUUGAGAAGGACGUGAUUCCGUUUUGGAUUGACUAAUUCAUCCUUCAUCAUGGGUCGUGUGCGUACCAAGACCGUCAAGAAGGCCGCCAAGGUCAUCAUUGAGAAAUACUACACCAAGUUGAACUUGGAUUUCCACACCAACAAGCGGAUUAUCGAGGAAGUGGCCGUGAUCCCGUCCAAGCCGCUCCGCAACAAGAUCGCCGGAUUCAUCACGCAUUUGAUGAAACGCCUUCAGCGAUCCACCGUGCGCGGCAUCUCCAUUAAGCUCCAAGAAGAGGAGCGCGAGCGACGCGACAACUACGUGCCCGAUGUGUCCGCUUUGGAGCAAGAUAUCAUCGAGAUCGAUCAGGACACCAAGGAGAUGUUGAAGGCCAUGGAUCUCCAGAACAUCCCCGGACUACAGGUGACCACUGCCCGUGGCGGCGGAGGUGGUGGUGGAUUCCGAAACUGAGCUGGGAAGGCCACGUCAAUCGGUCUGCCAGCCUUCACUUUGCUUGUCCUUCUAUGUUUAAGUUUGGGUCCUUGGUGACUGAUGAUGAAUAAAGUCAGAGAGCCCGGCUAAAACCCA
Tigriopus californicus is the source of this 620-nucleotide messenger RNA. It is a transcript of the gene RpS17, whose product is annotated as small ribosomal subunit protein eS17-like. The record is from RefSeq and is a predicted model, not a curated record. The coding region runs from base 102 to 503 and encodes 133 amino acids. The transcript has a single exon. Lineage: Eukaryota; Metazoa; Arthropoda; Copepoda; Harpacticoida; Harpacticidae. Gene Ontology annotation, biological process: translation. Gene Ontology annotation, molecular function: structural constituent of ribosome. Gene Ontology annotation, cellular component: ribosome.